Nicotiana attenuata is the source of this 2784-nucleotide messenger RNA. Its product is annotated as RPM1-interacting protein 4-like. The record is from RefSeq and is a predicted model, not a curated record. The coding region runs from base 142 to 393 and encodes 83 amino acids. NCBI's taxonomy places the organism in Eukaryota, Viridiplantae, Streptophyta, Magnoliopsida, Solanales, Solanaceae. The transcript has 3 exons.
AUCUUCCAUUCCCAAAAUACACCUCAAUACACCUAAUACCAAAUUGCACAUUUUUAACAUUUUCAUACUUUCUAUCACAAAAAUUCCUUCUCUCUCUCGCUCCGUUCCAGUGAAGAAAUCUUCUUAUUGUUUUUGGGAUUCAUGUCGGAGAAGGGUCGACCGUUGCCUAAGUUUGGUGAAUGGGAUGUCAAUGACCCAGCGUCAGCAGAGGGAUUUACUGUGAUUUUCAACAAGGCCAGGGAUGAGAAAAAAACUGGUGGCAAGCCAGAGUCACCUUCAAAGGCUGAUGGUAACACAAAGCAAGGAGAAGAACCAUUAAAGCCUCAAACUAGGAUAAUUCAACUACAAAUAGGUGAAAUCCCAUCCCACUCUACGGCCCUCUCAAACAGUUGAAGGACUUAAGUUGGCCUAAUUGAUAUAUUAUCUCCACCAACUAAGCCAUCUCCGGCUAUCUUCAGCUGUCUCAUAUGUUUAGAGUAUUGUGGUUGUGAUUUAGUGAAUUGUACGUGCAAGUUUUAUCAAAUAAAAUUUCCAUCACAUGGUUUAAUUAUCUUUUGAGAAUAAUUUGAUUGAUCAAUGCAAAAGGUUGAGCUUAAUUACUUGAAGAUCCACAGCUUAUCUCUUGAUACAGUAGUUUGAAACAUGGUAGUAGGUUAUUCAUAUACCCGUAUGGGAUAAACACUAAAGUGAAAUCCACAGCUCAUCGCUUGGGUCAAGAAAUUGCAGUGCCGCUCAAGCUUGUACGCUCAAAAUUAGCUAAAUUUCACCAGAAAUUGGGUUUCUGUUGGUUAAACACCCAGCCACGUGGGUCCCCUUCAAUUUAGAUGACCGGAGAAAGAGUAAAGAUAAGCUAAGGUGGUGCAAUUCUUAUUGAUCGUCAUACCAUACAAUUAAUUAUUUCACUUAUUAUUGCCUUCUCUUUAAUCCAAGGUGACCUAAUAAAUUCAAAAACCCUUUUGCAGCUCUUUGAAGUAGGAUUGAGAACUUCUCUCCAGUUGUGAGCAUAAUUAGUUCUUGCUGGACUGUGGUCAGAUCAUAUGUCCUGGUUAUAUUGGAAGGGUUCCUGGAGUUAUGUUUCUCUUUUUUUUUGGGGUAAAAGGGAAAAGUGUAUUGGAACUAGAGCACACUUAAUUAGGGAAACUAGUACUUGAUCAAAAAGAUUAGAGAAACUAGUAUAUACGAACCCAUAAUUACUUACUCUCAGCCAAUUGUCAGGUCAAACUUAACUCUAAGUGGAACUUUCCUUGUAAGCAUAGGUUUAAAACCAUGAUUAGGGAGCUCAUUACUUGCUUUGCUAUAAUCAAUUCCUUUCUAGCCAUCGAUAAAGUGGGAAAAAGGUUGUGAGGCAAUAUUUAAAGGCAAAAUUAGGAUCUUCUGGGAUUCGCUGGCUGCAUUGUAGGCUUUAAACACACCAAGGCAACCAUGAAGAGCAAAAGUCUUAUAGGGCUAAUACUUUAUAGGUGGGGCUUUCAUCCCGUGCAUACCGUAUGCAUGGGUUGUCCGCCUCGUGUGUCACCAGAAUGUCAAGUGUACACUUUACGACUUUGAUUGUUCUUCUUGUAUAUACUAAAACAUUAGCUUAGAUUUUCUUUUAAAUGUUUGACUAUAACUUUUAUUAGUAAUCUGUUUGCCCUAUUGUUUAGAAUUUGAUGUCGUAGUAUAUUUCUUUUUACAGAUAAGAAGGGUAGAUUCUUUAUAACAUUUAUUGUUAUGACAAGAUGUUUAUUUGCUUUUGUGUAUUCUUUAGUUUUGAAUUUUAUAAAAUUCUAAAUGUAUUUUUCAUAAUAUCAAAAUAAAAAAGUUAAGGGGCUUAGACCCUGCCUAUGCCUCUAGUUUUAGAACAUUGGAUACAAUGACCUAGCUUUCUUACCGGGGAUGGUUGAGUUGUCCCCAAUGGGAAAGUUGAGAGGUUGAGACAAGAAUUAACAACCUAGAGAUCCUGGUUCUGAAUUCGAGUUACAAAACUUAUUGUUAGCCCAUUUGCUUUAGCCUUUGGUGGAUAGGUUUACCAGGCACCUAUGCUUGUGGUCUGUAGCAUGCUGCCCGAUGAACUAGUCGAGAUGCUCGCAAGCUUGCUCUGGUACUAGGUCAUCGAAAAAAGAGUGUUAUUCAGCCGUUUGAUUUCUACGCUCUCAUCUAAGUGAACUUUUAUAGUUGCUAUGAAGCAGUGGUAGAGCCACCUUAGUCCAAUCACCGUGAAUACACUGUGUAGUUAGGUAAUUUUUAUUUAUUUAUGUAUAUACUAUAUGUUGAAUCGCCUUGGUUUUUUCAUGUGUUUUUGAUUCUUUAUAUUUUGACUCCCCUUCGUGAAAUUCUGGUUGUGCCACUGCUAUGAAGUAGUUACUUAAUAUUGAAGGAAGGUGAGAGCAAGGGUAAUUAUGUUAUUGCUUCUCAAAAAAGGGUAAUUAUUUUAUUGUUGGAAUGGUUUUUCUUUUCAUACUUGUUAUGGGGAAAAAGAAAAUACUGCUCAGAUUAUUUGAGUAGUUGAUCAGCUGCAUUUUCUUUUCUUUUGUGUUUUUCUUAUACGAGUAAGAGUAGUUGACCUGCUUGGCUAGGUUUGUGAGAGCUGUCCUCUAUUUUCAAACUUAGUCUUGGAAUUGGCAGGCUGGAUUCUUGUGUCUUUGCUAAUGUGACUAGAUGUACGUAGUACAAAUCGGUGACUGCUUUCUGAUGUAAAUGUUGGACAAACUGGUCCAGUGACCCAUCUGAAUUUCUUAUAAAUGCUACUUGUCUCAUUGAUCCUUGAAGCAUUCUUGUUUCUUAGAAUUUCACCAAUAUGUUGUU